GUAUGGACAAGAAUAUGGAUCACAAAUCAUAUUGAUAUCUGGACUGAUCGUCUAGUGCAUCUCAGCAUAAAAGCACGUGGGAUUUGUGUACACUAUCCAUUAUCAACAUUAUUCUAACAUGUAUGUUUAUAAUUGUAGGUAGAUAAAUGCACAGUAAACCUCAGAAUUUUUAAUGUGCAUAUACACUACAACUAGAGAAGGAGCUAUAUCUUUAUUUCAGAUUAAGUGAUAGAGCAUGCACUUGUUUAAGUCAGUGAAAGUCAAUAGUCGAAACGUUAUUACAAAUUAAUCCAAAGAUAUAGAUUAGCAUCAUAGUGAGUAGCCUUAAAGAUGCAAUCUAAUAAUCAGUUAAGUAAAGGCUUAUAACUCAAGCAGGACAAGAAAAUCUAGAAUAAUCAUGUAAUGAAGGACCACCAUUGUUGGGAGGAGCAUGAAGUCCAUUACCUACUUCAAGAUUGUCUGUAUACAAUCACAAGAACUCAAUCUUUGUACAUGGACCAGUUCUUCUAUAUUCUCAUUUGAAAUUUGAACAAUUAAUCCUAAAACAACACUUGGUUUCUCCUUUGACAAAACAGUUUAAACAGUACUAAUCUUGCUUGUCCAUUUCUAGAUGCUGAAAUGAAAUCACUAGCUAUAUCUCCAUAAUCUUGUCCUCUUGAUUUUUUGGUACAUACCAUCAGUAUUUCCCCCAUUUAUUUUUAUGGAGCUUCCAUCAUUUCCACCACCAUGAAACACCGGCAAUCCCCAUUCCAUCUUUGCCUAGCUACCCCUACCCUUCUUUCUCCUAGAACCAUUUCUGCAACUUCUACCUCUGACAGUAUUCCGGCUGUCGUCCACUACCUUUCAUAUCAUUCCUAGUAGUGCCUCUAACAACAUAUUACCGGCAUAGUUACUCCAAAAAUAUUUAUCCAGGGUUAAAGAAAAUUUCCUUCCCAGGAAAAUUGGUGGGAGGAUCAGGAAACCAUAGACUCAAGCAUCUCCAAUGCUUAUCUACAUAAAUCCAAAAAUCCUUAAAUUCCGAGCAGUUUAAGGUUUCAACACACAGGCUUCAUUGUUGUAAGCUGCAUGAAGUUCCCACAUUAAAUAACCCCUCCAUCAGUAAACUUUGCAUAGAAGAGUUUCCGAUGACCAAAGGCUUAUUUUCUAACAAUCAACUCCGAUCCUUAGGAGCCAUGAUCAACCAAUCAACAAACCGCCAAAGAUACAUCAUUUCACCAUCAGAACCAUCGUAUAGGGCUUGGGAGACAUUCCUAAUUCUCCUUGUCAUCUAUUCUGCCUGGAUUUGUCCAUUUGAGUUAGCAUUUCCAACUUGCAAUCAAGAUGCAUUCCUCAUUGUUGACAACAUAGUCAACUUUUUAUUUGCUGCUGACAUUGUUCUUACUUUCUUUACCGCAUAUAUUGAUAGCAGCACAUAUGCUCUAAUUAAUGAUCCAAAAAGAAUCGCAAUAAGGUAUCUGUCAACCUGGUUCAUCUUGGAUGUCUGUUCAACAAUACCAUUUCAUUCCCUCAGUAUUCUAGUUACAGAUCACAAUGGAGGACCUGGCUAUAGCUUUCUAAGUAUGCUACGAUUAUGGCGUCUCAGACGAGUCAGUGCCCUCUUUGCAAGGCUUGAAAAGGACAUCCGAUUCAACUAUUUCCAGAUUCGCUGCACAAAACUUAUAUCUGUUACACUGUAUGUUGUACAUUGCGCGGGAUGCUUCAACUACACAAUUGCUGACAGAUACCAUGAUCCUAAAGAGACCUGGAUUGGGGAUGUUGAUCCAAAUUUCAAGGAAAGGAGUAUCUGGGAUAGAUAUGUAGCAGCAUUGUAUUGGUCCAUUGUGACACUAACUACAACAGGUUAUGGAGAUUUUCACGCCAAAAACACAAGAGAGAUGCUCUUUCAGGCUUUCUAUAUGCUAUUCAACCUUGGAUUGACAUCUUAUCUCAUAGGAAACAUGACAAACCUUGUAGUUCACUGGACCCAGCGCACCAGAAAGUUUCGAGAUUCUAUCACAGCUGCAACAGAAUUUGCCAAAAGGAACCAGUUGCCUUCUAGUAUUCAACAUCAACUUCUGUCCCAUGUAUGUCACAAAUUCAAGACAGAAGGAUCGAAACAGCAAGAGACACUGGAUGGAUUACCUAAAACAAUUCGUUCCAGCAUUGCAUGCUAUCUGUUUUACCCCGUUCUUCAAUAUGUUCCACUCUUCCGUGGGGUUUCCCAAGACUUUCUCUUCCAGUUGGUCUCUGUAAUGGAGGCUGAGUUUUUCCCGCCUCGGGAGAAAGUGAUCCUGGAAAAUGAGGCGCCAACAGAUACAUACAUACUGGUCUCUGGAGCAGCGGAUUUUAUUGCAAAGACAAACGAGAAUGAUCAAAUUAUUGGAAAGGCUUCCCCAGGGGAAAUAUUUGGAGAAAUUGGAGUUCUAUGUGAAAAGCCUCAGCCAUUUGGAGUUCAAACAACUAAAGCUUCUCAAAUGCUAAAGCUGAGUAAGACUUCAUUUCUUAACAUACUCAAAGCAAAUCCUGUAGAUGAAUGCGUUAUCAUGGCCAACCUGAACCAGAAACUGAUGGCAUGGAGAACUUUAGACAUUGAGUGUGGUCAACCGUGUCCAAGACUUAUCCCUAAAAAUAAAUGGAAAGUAAAAGGAGAUAGUUCUAAUUCAAGAUUUAUGUCAGGAAACCAACCUGGAUGUGAAAGCUGCGCAAUUUCAUCUUAUAAGGAUAACCAAGACGCCCUUCGAUUUGCAAGUGACCAAGAACAUUUUGAAAUCCUGUAUCAUAAAGGUGAACAUAAAUCAGACAGAGAGACUGAUUACAACACCAACCAUUACAGAAAGCAUACAUACCCUUGCUCGAGCAUGCAUAUGCAUCCAACAAAUGCACAGGGAAAAGAAUCACAAAAGAGAGUCAUCAUCCACAUGAAGUUUGUAAACCAGGACGUAUCCCAAAGGCAGCUACCCAAGCUAAUAAUUCUACCUGAUUCCAUUGAAGAGCUACUCAAAACAGCAGGCCAAAACUUCGGAGAUGAAAAUCUUUCAACAGUCCUAAGUGCCGAAAAUGCUGAAAUCAAAGACGUAAAUGUCAUACGAGAUGGCGAUCAUUUGUUUCUUCUCCAAGCCUGUGAUGAUAAGGUGGCUCGAGCCAAAGCAGAUGAGAAGAAUAUGACAUGGAAAUAGAAAGCAAGCAAUUCGAAUAAGCACAUGUCAAACGAAAUCGUAACAGAUUGAGCGUCCCAAUAGAUACAAUGCAUAUCUGAGGAUAAUAAUAAGAAACUAUUACCA
Molecule: messenger RNA, 3260 nt
Organism: Andrographis paniculata
Lineage: Eukaryota; Viridiplantae; Streptophyta; Magnoliopsida; Lamiales; Acanthaceae
Product: potassium channel KAT3-like
Exons: 12
Coding region: 1125-3155 (676 amino acids)
Biological process (GO): transmembrane transport; potassium ion transport
Cellular component (GO): membrane
Molecular function (GO): voltage-gated potassium channel activity
Source: RefSeq, a predicted model, not a curated record